Messenger RNA from Pleurotus ostreatus (oyster mushroom), 2328 nucleotides. RefSeq names its product Nucleoporin nup84 (gene NUP84). Gene Ontology annotation, molecular function: structural constituent of nuclear pore. Gene Ontology annotation, cellular component: nuclear pore; nuclear pore outer ring. Lineage: Eukaryota; Fungi; Basidiomycota; Agaricomycetes; Agaricales; Pleurotaceae. Bases 1 to 2328 code for a protein of 775 amino acids. The transcript has 13 exons. The record is from RefSeq and is a predicted model, not a curated record. Gene Ontology annotation, biological process: protein import into nucleus; post-transcriptional tethering of RNA polymerase II gene DNA at nuclear periphery; mRNA export from nucleus.
AUGGCGAACGCGCUGUAUGCCUCCUGUGCCGAAGUUCUGUCUCUGUGUCAGACACUGAAAGACGACCUUCCUGCUAUCCUCGACCCGGAGACAGGCUUUGCUCCUCGCCUCCGACGUGUUUGCCACGAGCAGCUAGAAGAAUUCGAACAAACUCCCGCCAGUGCUGGAAUGUCGCAGGAGGAGCUAGAUGUGCUCAAACUCGAAGCAAAUACAUGGGGUCUUCUCCAAGCUAUCAUGCCACCGCGAAAGGUGGAGGCCCUUCCGAUGCCCAGCCCGAGAGAUCUACUUGCCCAAAAUCCUUUCACGCCGACGUCUACACUCGCGCAAGCGAUCAUGAAUACUUCGCCUUUGCUGACAGAACUCAUUGUUGUUCGCGAAUGGCUGCAAGAGAUAGCGCCGUCUCCUCAACACCCUGAAGCUACAACCGGCUAUUGGAAGUUCACGAAACACAGUAUAAUGCAAACGCUGCGGUCGGCAGGAGGUCAGAGGGAUGGACUCGUGAAGGAGAUGGAUCCAGAUGUAGUUAACAAAGGGGAUGGACGGGCGUUGGCUUCUGACGACGCUAACUACGAAAAAAGUCUGGCAAAUGCGUUGUAUACUUACGUGCGAGCGGGACGACUCGACGAGGCCAUCGAACUGUGCAGAAAAGCUCACCAACCAUGGAGAGCAGCAAGCAUUCGUGGAUCACGACUAUUCCAAUGGAAGGCUAUUGCGAACGAAGUCAGUGAGGAUGACGAUGAAGUAGAGGAAACCGAUGCAUGGCAGGGCAAUCGUAGGCGUAGGCUGUGGAAAUCCACGUGCGUACGAGCAGCGCUCAACCCUGCCCUCCCUCAAUCAGAACGCGUCUUAUUUUCGGCAUUAGCACCUUCCCCCCAAACAUCAACAGUUCUUAGAUCAGCAUGCAGAACAUGGGAGGAUCAUCUGUGGGCGCAGCUGAGCAUAGUCUGCGAGGAGAAAGAGAGUAUGGAAAUGGCGCUUUUGGCGAACAAGAGCUUCUGGGAAGGAGGGGAGGUCACUGACGACUCUGGCGGGACGAUAGAUAUCGACAGGGAACAAGAAGAGGAAGAAUGGGAGAAAGAAGUAGUUGGUACUUUGGAAGGCUUGAAGAGUGUGGCUGUCUUUGAAGGACAACCAGCAGACCAUGCCUUCCACGUAUCGCAAUUGCACAUCAUCUUGGAUCGAACAAGUACUCUGUUGGAGAUCUUUGCUAAUGGCCUAACAGAUGGGAUAUACGCAGACACCUCGUCAGAAUAUUCAACCAUGUGCCGCUUCUUCGCUCAUCUCUGCCUGUUCCUACAAAUGAUCGAGAUACCCGUACCUCCGUUAGCUACACAAGUAAUCCUCGAGGCGUAUAUCCGGGUGCUGGAAGGUGCGGGGCAGAGGGACCUCAUCGCUAUGUACGCAGGUGCUCUGGGAGAUAACGCCAUCGAACGUUAUGCGUUGUUCCUGACCUCGCUGGAAUUGAGCACCGAUCUUUCGGAGAGGCGGCUGGCGCUCACUAGGGGAAUGGACCAUGGUUUGGACCUCGACCGUGUAGCUAUUGCGACAGCCGAACGGACAAUCGAGAAAGCUUUCGAGCUUCUUCCCCCGCUCGCGGGACCUUUGCCAUCAAUCAUCGCAAUGCAACCACCCGCCUCCGAGACGGAGCAAUUGCUCCUUCGUUCUAUCGAAUGGACGACGUUCUCUAGCGCCACCUUCCACACAGCCCUGGAGCAAGCCAACGUAAUUCUCCGAUAUUUUCUGGGAUCUGGCAGGGUGAAUGUUGCUCAGCAGCUUCUUGGAAUGUUGCCUCCUGAGCUCGCCGCAAUAGGCGAACCUGAAGAAAUGGCCACGGAGUACCUGCACUAUCAACAGUUCUUUGCUAUCUGGGAGGCGUUGGAACGGGUGGUCGAGUGCGAAUCCUUGGAGAGCCCGCAGAUGAAUCGGGAAACAAAGAGUGCCUGGUUGAGAGACUACGCCGGUCUCAUCGAUACGGCCCACGAAAAAAUUGUCAAGCUGCUAACCUCGGAAUGGCUAGUCUCGGAUGUUGAUGUUAUAACCAAUGACCGCCGUCGCCGUGGGCUCGUCCGGAUAAGGCAACUGUAUAUUCCAGAACUCAUCAUCCGUCUCCACCACAUCUUGGUCACUUCCCGACACAAAAUACCUGGCAAUGCUAAGCUGGCCCUGAAAUUGGCCAAUAUCGUCGCGGACUCGAGAUACAAACUCUAUGAUGACUUUGUUGGUGAAGGGGGGAUACCGCUGAGCGAAUACCUGGGCGCUGUCAGACAGGCGAUCAUCGGAGGAUUAGAAGGCGGAGGAUCUGAUCCCUUGCGGUUGCUGACUCGGUGA